This is a messenger RNA of Contarinia nasturtii (swede midge), 2885 nucleotides long. Its product is annotated as LIM and SH3 domain protein Lasp. Gene Ontology annotation, cellular component: focal adhesion. The record is from RefSeq and is a predicted model, not a curated record. The transcript has 7 exons. Bases 719 to 2320 code for a protein of 533 amino acids. Gene Ontology annotation, molecular function: actin filament binding. Lineage: Eukaryota; Metazoa; Arthropoda; Insecta; Diptera; Cecidomyiidae.
ACCUCAUUCGUGUUUAAUCCGUCAUCAAGUUGUGUUUAGUGUGUAUCGUUUCCGUAUCAAAGUUAGCCGAUAGACGUGCCUUGUUGAUUUUUUUUUCCUUCCUCACUGACUUAUACGGUGUAUUUCAAACUGCUGCUGCUAUUGCUGCAGAAAAAAAAAGACACACACGAAAAUCGAAGAAGUAAAUACGACAAGCAGAAAGAAAAAAACAAAUCGUAUUCAUUCAGUUUGGCAAAGUGUGAAAAAGGAGGAUCGUACUUAGCGUAAAACCGACAAUCAGUUUUAUCGUACGCCACCAAACAAACAAGAGAAAAAAAAAUCAUUCAAUUGCAAUCGGAAUAAAAGUUCUGUGUUCAUUUUGUGGUCAAUCGAAUCAAUUACAGUAAAAAAAGAGCUGUGUUUGUGCAUGUGUUGGUGAUUAAUAUAGCAAUAAUAAAGCGAAUAACAAUAGAUUUUAAAGUGCCGCAAAAUUUAACAAAUAAGUUGAAAUUCUCGUGUAAAAAGCGAGUAGCUACAGCCAAGCUAAUAAAACUCAACAAACACAAAAAAAGAGAAGAAGACACAAACAAACGCAUCGAUUUAAAUCCCAAGCAAAUACAAAGAAGAGUAGUUUGUGCAAAUUCGUUUGAUAUAGAUUAAUUAACACACGAAACGGAUACCAUAUACCAGCAUAAACGUUUAAUCGGACCCAAAGGAGUACCAACGCAUAAACAUCGAGAUGAAUAAAAGUUGCGCACGGUGUACGAAGAUUGUUUACCCGAUCGAAGAGUUAAAGUGUUUGGACAAGACAUGGCACAAAACAUGCUUCAAAUGUCACGAGUGUGGCAUGACGCUGAACAUGAAAACAUACAAAGGGUUCAACAAACUACCAUAUUGUGAAGCCCAUAUACCAAAAGCGAAGGCGACCGCUAUUGCUGAUACACCCGAAUUGAAACGAAUAGCAGAAAAUACAAAACAUCAAUCGAAUGUGAUGUACCAUGCGGACUUUGAAAAGCAAAAGGGAAAACUGACACAGGUGGCAGACGACCCAGAAACACUGCGUAUGAAACAGAAUUCGAAAAUCAUAUCGAAUGUGGCAUACCAUGGUGAUUUGGAAAAGAAAGCCGCUAUGGAAAAGCAGCGAGAGGUGGCUGAAAUCGCCGAUAAUAGAGACAAUGAAUCUGAAUAUUUCUCAGAGACAUUAGCUGCUGAAUCUUUAUCGCAAUAUCAGCCACAACCAAAGCAUACACAGAAUCCCAUUGUGCCGGUUCAGCAAUACAUGAGCGCACCGCAAAAUAGUCAACAACAUAAACCACUUCAAACAUCGACCACAACAUCAUACACUCAGCAAAUGAAUCAUGGUUUGUCACAGCAACAACAACAGCAACCAGCCGGCAUGGCCAAGUCGAUGAUGGCUAAUCACAAACCGUCUCAACAGCAGCAGCAGCAGCAGCAGCAACAACAACAACAGCAACAACAACAGCAUCUACAGCAACAGCAUCAACAACAACUGCAGCAGCAGUUGCAACAACAAUACUAUGAUCAAUACGAGAAUUAUUCACGACCAUUCGCACAAUCAAAUCACACUUAUAAUAACAAUACCAUGAAUAAUAUAAAUAAUAACCAUGCGAAUGCUCAAAUGGCUUACAAUAAUGCUCAUCAUACAGGUGGUAGCCAAGGAUAUGGUGGAGGCGGCGGCGGUGGUGGCACCAACAACAUUUCCGGAAACAAUGGCGGUGUCAUUCAUGGUAAUGCCACCGUUCCAUACGGUGUAAACAAUCAUGUUUAUAAUCGAGACUACAGCGCGAUCAAUUCGAAUUCGAAUGCAAUGCAAGGAAGCAUUGGUAAAAUAUCCGACUAUGAUCCGAUUACCGAUGGUCCACGUAAUAUUCCAAAUACAACUCGUCCCAGUUCAACACUUAUUUACAGCUCUGAUCGUGGAAUGGUUAACAAUAGUCAACCGCGGAAAAUUGGAUCAGUUGCGGAUAUCGAUCCGGUAAACGGUGUAUAUGGGUCGAUGGAAUACAAUAGUUACGCGCAUCAAUCACAUUCUCAGCCAGCCCAACAAGCAGCACACCAUCAUCAAUUACAUUAUGCCCAGCAGCAAUCCCAGUCAGCUAUUCAACAGAAACCAAUUCAAAAGUCAAUCUCGUCACAAGUGUGUGUAUUCCGAGCUCUAUACGAUUAUGAAGCCCAAGACACCGAUGAAGUUAGUUUUACCGAAGGCGAUCUGAUUUUCGAAGUCGAUUCAAUUGACGCUGGCUGGAUGACAGGUCGUGUUGAGCGCACAGGCCAAACCGGAAUGUUACCAGCUAAUUAUGUUGAACCAGCAAUUAUCUAAAUCAAUUUUAAGAAAAGAAAGAUAGAAUUAUCGAACGAAUACAUACACAACAUUUUUGUACGUUAAUUAGCCACAUUUAUUGCUAUUAGGAUGGAGGCAACAGAAUCGAAACCAAUAGUCGACACACUAAAAACAAAUAAACCUAGCAUGCAUAUUCAAUUCUUUCACAGAGAAAUCACAUUUAAUUUUUAUGUGAAAAAAAUCUACACACCGUUUUGUUUUCUUUUUUUAGUUUUCGGUUAACAGUGCAGCUCACAUCUGCUGAUGUGAUCAAAUAUAGUAGAAUGUUAUUCUUUGAAUAAGUAAAUAAUUGCGAAACCAUGCGAUUGAUAUGAAUCAUCGCAAAAAAAGUAAACAAUCACAUUCAAUGCACAGAUAAAUUCUGUAAACGAUACAGGAUCCAAAUAUUGCCGUCUACCGUUAAAUAAAUUCACAAUAACGCAAACUCAUAAUAGCCGUUUCCGUUUAAACGAUAAUCAUACUGUAAUCUGUUUAUUGGCCAUAAGCAAGUGAUAGCCAAAAUGUAUUUGUAACAAUUUUUGAAGAAAUUACCUUAUCUCAUCAA